Molecule: messenger RNA, 1437 nt
Organism: Spathaspora passalidarum NRRL Y-27907
Lineage: Eukaryota; Fungi; Ascomycota; Pichiomycetes; Serinales; Debaryomycetaceae
Exons: 1
Source: RefSeq, a predicted model, not a curated record
CCUUAAACUAAAUACCGAAGUUUAUGUUUCUACAUUCUUUUGUAUUUCUCUGUUUUUUUUUGCAAAAACCUUUUAAAGGAAACCAAUUUUGAAAUAGACAAAAUACUAUACAACUCAAAAAUAGAAGAGUCAUUAGAAAAUCAAAAUACUAGAGGAUUGACAAAUAUCUUAAUAAUAAAAUGGAGUCACGGGUAUAUUUAAUGUACUUGAUGAAUUGUGAGCCCCCCUCUGUGAUAACAGGUAUUCUAUUUCAUUUCGUCAAAGUAGAGAGUGAUGAACAGCUAUUGUAUGAUUUAAUUCAUCGAGCAGAAGUUGAAUAUGCACCUGAGUAUGUAAUAAAAUACCAGGAUCAUUAUACGUGGAAUUCUAAAUAUGAUAGAAACAAAACUUCGAUCGGAGAUCUAUCCGAUAUUUUUUGUGACUUCGAUGAGUCAGAAACCAAGGUUGAUCUGGGAUAUCUAAAACGGACGUUUGAAUUUAAACUUACAUUGGUACCAUUUUUUGUGCCUAAUGAUUCCAAGAUCAAGCUUCCACCUGGUGUUGAUCCAAGUUGGUUUGAAAUAGUUCCAGUGCACAAUGAUACUCAUUUAAUUAAACAUUUAUUAACAACGGUUCGUGGGGAUCAACAGAAUUAUUUGCAACUCACAAGAACAGGUAAACUCAUUUACCGCGAUCUUAAGAAAAGCUUUGCCGACUGUCAAGUUUUUCCUUGCGAUAGCAGAAGCAUUAACAAGAUCAUAGAUAUUAUAGUUGAAAAGAUGAUUCUAUGUUUCAAACUAUUGAAUGAACGAUAUCUGUACUACAAUGCUUGUAGAACAAACCCACUAGCAAAACGUAUUUUUGAAAGGAUGGAUCAGGAACAACUACAUAAAUAUAUGCCUUUUCCAGUUUGGCGUGAUCAAAAGUUGAUUACAGUAUUUCAUGUAUCAGAUUACUGGUUAUUUAGAAAGUUAAAGAAAGAACGUAAUAUUACAAUUGAUGAGUCAUUUGAAAUAUAUCAGACUCGAAAGCACACUAAGUACGAUCGUUGCCACCACGGCCAUAAAGAAAUAAGUUGGUAUUAUCAAAACAGUUAUACCUUACUUUUCCGAAAUGGGAAGUUGGAAUUAAGAAAAAAAUUCCCUAGAGGCUACGGGCUAACAAAACUUGAAUUUACGUGUGAGUUUACUUCUGAGAAUAUGAGCCUAAUCAAGAACAAAAUAGAGUCUCGGUAUAAGGAAACUCUUGCCGCAUUACCCUCGAAUAUUUUUGUUGAUCUGGAAAAGGAGCUCAUUAUCGAUUGUGAUCGUUGCUGAUAUUUCAAUUGAUUUAGUGAGAACCAAAAAAAGUUUUAUUGGGCCAUGUACAAGUUUUUAUUGCACAAAUGAGUAAAUCAUAUAAAUAUACAUAAUUUCUGAUAUACCUAACCAUAUAACUAAUUUGAUUUCUCGUAUCUCC